This is a messenger RNA of Botrytis porri, 1002 nucleotides long. RefSeq lists its product as uncharacterized. The transcript has 2 exons. Gene Ontology annotation, molecular function: nucleic acid binding. The record is from RefSeq and is a predicted model, not a curated record. Lineage: Eukaryota; Fungi; Ascomycota; Leotiomycetes; Helotiales; Sclerotiniaceae. The coding region runs from base 1 to 1002 and encodes 333 amino acids.
AUGGAUCCGCCCGUUUCUAUCGAUGCUUUAAGAGCUAUGUUGAACGACAAUAUUUACAUAAGAUGGGCAGGAGUAAUACCAGGCUCGCCCGGCGACUGUUCUGUGUACAUAACCAAUCGAAUAGGUCACAAACGUCUACUCAGAGUAAAUGUAAACUUGGGUGACCAGUACGUAUACCACCCUACAAUAGAGAACCACGACCCAGAUUUUGUUGCCAACCCUGAAGGACCGUCGUGCAGAGGCCCUCGCAUCACGGACGAACAAUGGGCAUCCGUGCUAGGCGUCAAUGUAGGAGGGGCAUGCUUUCCAGGAGGCGGCCGCAUACCCAUACCUGUGGAAGGCUGCGCGUGCGGUUACGAUAUAGAGGUGGAUAUAUCUGAUCUCAAAGGCUCGCAAUUUCCGUUGCCCGAUGCACAGACGCGCAUAUUGUCUAUAGCAUUGUGGUGCAGCUGCGGAUUUAAGUGGCUGUGCUCGACGAAGAAGGCCAAGGAUCACGAUGUUGUACACGCAGAGAACAACACCGAGCUUGUAUCUUUGUUUAUCCACGCCGUGCAACAUCACAUGCCUUUGUGGCUCGUGGGGUGGAACUGCUUCGGAUUUGACAACUUGUGCAUCGAAGCUUCUGCGUCCUCCGAGCAUAGAGCGAUGUUCAGGAAGACCGGUAUCCGCGGUCCCGCGGGUAACAAGCCAGUGUAUACCAUAGAGAUACCAGGUGUGUACAACGUAGACCUUUUCGUGUAUCUGGACAGGACUAGGAGAGGCACGUUCCCUAGCCUAAAGCUCGGAGAUGUGGCGAAGCAGCUCGGCGCGCCGCUGAAAUCUUCUAUGCCAACCAUGGUUAGUGAUGACGACAUAAAUGAAAUGCUAGAGUACAAUAUGAACGACAGCAUGGUCACCGUGAAAAUAUGGGAAAUUACAGGAGUGGCAGCGGAAGUGCUCAGUCUGGCAGAUGUGCGUAACCCUCGUGGCAUCAUAGUGCAUAAGCGAAAGCAAGUCCUUUAG